Molecule: messenger RNA, 1363 nt
Organism: Phyllostomus discolor (pale spear-nosed bat)
Lineage: Eukaryota; Metazoa; Chordata; Mammalia; Chiroptera; Phyllostomidae
Gene: NABP2
Product: nucleic acid binding protein 2
Exons: 7
Coding region: 388-1023 (211 amino acids)
Biological process (GO): mitotic cell cycle checkpoint signaling; double-strand break repair via homologous recombination; response to ionizing radiation
Cellular component (GO): SOSS complex
Molecular function (GO): DNA binding
Source: RefSeq, a predicted model, not a curated record
UUUUCCAGAGACGUGCUCAGCGUCCCAGAGCCUUCCGACCCUAUGACUCAUAGUCAUGGGAGUGGAUACUGUGUCAACAAGGCGACCAACGCGUGGGGAAUGGGGCAGUAUCUGAUCGCAAAGCUUUGAUCUAGGGUGUCCAAUGCGUUGCCCAUCUCUCUACUAGCCGUGCUCCUGCCGUAUACGUCGGCUCUCUGAACGCUCGUAGAAUUCCUUGAAACACCUAAGGGGAGAGAAGGGAGCUUAAAUGUCCCUCUUCCUGGGUUUGAUUUCCUUAGAAUACAACACCUUGGUUGGGGGUGGGCGGAAGAGAAUCUGAGCUCCGAGGAAAGUCAGGGUGGAGUCUAAAGCGCUCUAGAGGAAGUUGGGUGCUGAGGCUGAGGCAGCAUGACGACGGAGACCUUCGUGAAGGAUAUCAAGCCCGGGCUCAAGAAUCUGAACCUCAUCUUCAUUGUGCUGGAGACAGGCCGAGUGACCAAGACAAAGGAUGGUCACGAGGUUCGGACCUGCAAAGUGGCAGACAAAACGGGCAGCAUCAAUAUCUCCGUCUGGGACGAUGUGGGCAACCUGAUCCAACCUGGGGACAUUAUCCGGCUUACCAAAGGGUACGCUUCAGUGUUCAAAGGUUGUCUGACACUGUACACUGGCCGUGGGGGUGAUCUUCAGAAGAUUGGAGAAUUCUGUAUGGUUUACUCCGAGGUUCCUAAUUUCAGUGAGCCAAACCCAGAGUACAAUGCCCAGCAGGCACCCAACAAAACGGUGCAGAACGACAGCAGCUCUACCGCUCCCCAGCCUACCACAGGACCCCCUGCUGCUUCUCCAGCCUCUGAGAGCCAGAACGGGAACGGACUGACUGCCUCACCUGGUCCUGGUGGUGGCCCACAUGCCCCUCACACUCCUUCCCACCCUCCCAGCACCCGAAUUACCAGAAGCCAGCCCAACCACACAGCUGCUGGCCCUCCUGGCUCUUCCAACAACCCUGUCAGUAAUGGCAAAGAAACCCGGAGGAGCAGCAAGAGAUAGCAAGACCUUCUUCCUCACGUCCCACCACUGACCAUAACCCAAGUGUCCGCUGAAGAACACAGCCUUCUACUGGGCUGCUGGCUUGGGGGUGGGAAGAGGUAGGUAGCAGUAUUUUAGCCACUAAACUUCACUGAAGGGUGGUGAGAAGUGGCCUUAUCCACCCUAAGCCCAUACUCUCCCCUUGUCCAGCUGAAGCUGCCCGUGCCCUGGAAUUCGGGGCCCUCUGCCUGCCUUUCUUCCUCUUUAAAAGCAACAGUUACAGUCUCUUUCUUCUUCAUGUAUAACAUGGAAGUCUAAUUGAAUCCCUUCUUCUCAAUAAAUGUUACCACUCUGUACUGGA